CGCAUCGCCGACCGGUACUACCUCCUGGCCGUGGACAGGCAGUGGCACUCUUCGUGCCUGCGCUGCUCCGAGUGCCGCGUCACCCUCGCCUCCGAGCAGACAUGCUUCAGCAGGGGCGGCCACAUCUUCUGCAAGGAGGACUACUACAGGAUGUUCGCGGUGAAGCGGUGCGCGCGCUGCCAGACGGCCAUCUCGUCGUCGGAGCUGGUGAUGCGCGCGCGCGAGCUGGUGUUCCACCUGCACUGCUUCACCUGCGCCACGUGCGGCACGGCGCUGGCGCGCGGCGACCAGUUCGGCGUCAGCCCCGGCGGCUGCCACGUCCCCGACGGCAACGGCGCGGGCCUGGGGGCGGGCGGCCCGAGGCCGGCGUCGUGGCAGGCGUACUGCCGGCCGCACUUCGAGCAGCUGCUGGCGGCGUGCUGCGAGGCCCACCCCGGCAUGAAGGGCAGGCCGCGCAAGAGGAAGCUGACGCCAGUGCCGCCCGUGUCCCCGCUGCCCAUCGGCGCCGACCUGGGCCACCACCAGCACCUCGCCAUGCGCCUGUCCGGGCUGUCCGGGCUGUCCGCGCAGGCCCUGGAGAUGGCGGCGAAGGGCGAGCUGUCCUCCAGCGUCGACUCCCUGGGCUACGACUCCGGCGUGCUGCCCCAAGACCUGUCCUCGGGCAUGGAGUCCUUGUCGUACGACUGCGGCGUCGGCUCGCCGGGCUCGCUCAGCGUGCAGGGGCAGCAGCGGACGAAGCGGAUGCGCACGUCCUUCAAGCACCACCAGCUGCGCACCAUGAAGUCGUACUUCGCCGUCAACCAGAACCCCGACGCCAAGGACCUCAAGCAGCUGGCGCAGAAGACGGGGCUGUCCAAGCGCGUCCUCCAGGUGUGGUUCCAAAACGCGCGCGCCAAGUGGCGGCGCAACAUGAUGCGCCAGGAGAACGGGCAGCAGGCGUCUGGCGGCCCCCACGGCGGCGGCCCCCAGGUUGAUCCGUAA
Molecule: messenger RNA, 981 nt
Organism: Thrips palmi
Lineage: Eukaryota; Metazoa; Arthropoda; Insecta; Thysanoptera; Thripidae
Product: LIM/homeobox protein Lhx9-like
Exons: 7
Biological process (GO): neuron differentiation; regulation of transcription by RNA polymerase II
Cellular component (GO): nucleus
Molecular function (GO): RNA polymerase II transcription regulatory region sequence-specific DNA binding; DNA-binding transcription factor activity, RNA polymerase II-specific
Source: RefSeq, a predicted model, not a curated record